Molecule: messenger RNA, 704 nt
Organism: Raphanus sativus (radish)
Lineage: Eukaryota; Viridiplantae; Streptophyta; Magnoliopsida; Brassicales; Brassicaceae
Product: DNA topoisomerase 2-like
Exons: 2
Coding region: 1-489 (162 amino acids)
Source: RefSeq, a predicted model, not a curated record
AUGUUGGAUCUAGCACAAAGGCUUGCUAAAUCCAAUUUCGGUUCCACCACUGAGAAUCCAAGCAAAGCGGCAAUAUCUUUGGAUGACGAUGAUGACGACGUGGUGGUUGAAGUUGCUGCACCAGCAAAAGGAGGAAGGAAACCAGCGGCUGCGAGUAAAGCCGUGAAACCACCGGCAGCUCCGAGAAAGCGUGGACCAGCGGCGAGCAAGAAGCAGCCAGCAGCGGAGGUUGUUGCUGCUUCACCGGAGAAGAAAGUGAGGAAGAUGAGAUCUUCCCCGUUCAACAAGAAGAGUAGUUCAGUGUUGGGGAGGUUGGCUAACAAGGAAGGAGAGGAGGAGGAGAGUACUGAGACCGUGGUCGUUGGAAACUCAUCGAGGCCAAAAAGAGCAAACAGGAAGGCGAUGAAGUAUGUGCUGAGUGAUUCGGAGAGUGAGUCCGGGAAUGAUUCUGAGUUUGAUGAUAUUGAAGACGACGAGGAUGAUGAGUAGAGUGGAGAGGAAACCAACUCGGUUCUUUUGCUAUUUUCAAAAACUUGUUUGCAAAUGCUAUCUCAGACUUUAAAUUCUCGUGCAAUGUAUGUUCUCUUUUAGACUUGUGUGUUUGACAAUGCCCUAUCUCGUGUUGGGUUGUGUUUUCUCAAUUUGUCAUUAACUUUGUGUUAGCUAAGCAGUGGAUUUGGAGAUAAUUUUUUUUUUUGUUGGCA